This is a messenger RNA of Owenia fusiformis, 1658 nucleotides long. NCBI's taxonomy places the organism in Eukaryota, Metazoa, Annelida, Polychaeta, Sabellida, Oweniidae. The record is from the annotation of a GenBank genome assembly.
UCACAUUACAAACACCCAGCUGGGAAAAUCAAUCUCAGAUUGAAAAAAUGAACUGAGAGCUUGAAACUGGAACUUUGCCUAUUUUCAUCUGUAAAGCAUACAAUAAUACUGUUUGUAAAGAGGCAAUAAAUAUGGCAAAUGAGGAUCAAGAUCUGGAAAGAUGGAUUGAAGAAAUUGAGAAAGAAGAUACACAGCUGGUUCCAGAUUGUGAAGGUAAUACAAUAAGGUUACAUGACUUGGGCAAUGGAGAAUAUUAUCCAGCCUUCCCCAACAUUAAAGCCAGACUUGAAAAAAUGAAGGCAUUUGAAGCAAGGGAGGAUGACAUUUGGAUUAACAGUUUCACACGUUCUGGUAACAACUGGCACCAGGAGAUAGUCACCAUGAUAUUGCAGUCAUCUUCCAAGGCUACAUCAGCAAUGUUAAAGAUGAACAACCAUUUUGAAAUGUGGGACCAUGAGCUGUUUGAUGCCAAACCAUCACCACGCACAAUCAAUGCACACCUCAUUCAUUCUAGAAUACCUCCAGAUGUCUGGAUGAAAAAAUCAAAGAUCAUUUAUAUAUUGAGAAAUCCAAAAGAUGUUGCGGUGUCGAACUAUAACUGGUAUAUAGAUACAGGCUUCAUGUAUGGAUAUACUGGGACUUUCAAUGGAUUCAUCUCACUGUUUCUAGAGGGGAAAGUUGGACGUGGAUCUUGGUUUACUCAUGUCAGAGACUGGUGGAAAAAGGAAAAAGAAAAUCCAAAUGUUCUUUUCCUGACAUAUGAGCAGUCAAAAAGGGAUUUAGAGAGAACCGUGAAAAGAAUCAGUGAAUUUCUAGGCAGAAAUUUAGCAUCUGAUGUUAUACAAAGUAUUGUAGACCAAUGUUCUUUCAAUGUGAUGAAAGAACAUAAAGGAUCAGUUGCUAAACAAAAGAUGAGGGAAGGGGCACAUGGCUUUUAUAGAAAAGGUGAAGUUGGCGACUGGAAAAAUUGGUUUACAAUCGCUCAAAAUGAAAAGUUUGAUGCAGUUUAUCAAGAGAAAAUGAAGGAUGUUGAUGAUAUUCCAAUACAAUUUACAAUAUAAAUGAGGAAGAAAUAUCUCUGACUAUGUUUUUUUGUUUAUUUCAAUAAAAACCGAUCCUUAUAUUAUUAUGAUGUCCCAAUCUCAUCCAAUGAUCAACUCCUAUCAGUGGGCAACUCACUGAAUUGUGAUUGUUUCACUAGCAACUGUAAUUGUCUCCAGCAGACAUCAAAUAAUUAUGAAUUCGUUCAUUUUUCCAAAUGCUCUUAUUAUGAUGGUAGCAAAAGUGCCACCUAUCAUGAGACUGAUGAGUGUGGUUAAUGAUUUAAUGGUAGAAGAGCUUGUUAAUAUACAACAAUCACCUUCACUUUGCACAUAAUUGAGGUAGACUGUACACAAAAAAAAAUUAUAUUUAGUAAGCAAUAUUAUUGUGAAAAAUUGGGUUUAAACGUAAAAACAUAAAUGUAUAAUUAAAAUCACUGCAUAAUGAUUUAAUAUACAGCGUAAUGCAUUGUGUUGUUAUAACUUGUUAUAAACUGGUUGAUAAGCCCAUGCAUUAGGGCUAGGUUCACACUGUAUUUUUUCGAACAAUUUUCCUUCUAUUUUGUAUGAUUUUAAUACUUACUUACCGCUAUAAAGAACAAUAAAACUAAUCCAAAC